ACAAGACACAAGUCUAAAAGAGCGAGAGAGAUAGUAUAGAUUCGAGCUGGCCUGUUUAAUUCGGACGCUUUUUUUGCUCAACCAUUCUGAAGGCCGAUCAGUGUCUGCUGCAGCUCGAGGAUGGCCGGGGUCAUACUUGGGGGUUCCUCGCGGCUCGCCCCGCGCGCCCUUAGGCGCUUAACCUUGCUGCAGUCAAAGGUGGUAAGGAACCUUUAUCAAGGAGGACCCUCAUCAGCAGCUUGCACAAGAAAGCUCUUCAAUAGUAUCGUAAAGCUCAGUAGCUCCAAACCACAUCAUGUGAGUGUUCAAUCUAGAUAUAUAAGGUCAACAUCGUGCCUGUGGGAAACUAGAGACGUUACGGUGCCAACUUUUGCUGAUAGUAUAAGCGAAGGAGAUGUCAGGUGGGACAAAAAAGAGGGUGAUCAAGUGAAAGAAGAUGAUGUCAUAUGUGAAAUUGAGACUGACAAGACUUCAGUGCCCGUGCCAUCUCCUGCUGCGGGAGUUAUUAAGACUAUCCUUGUCAAAGAUGGUGAAACCGUUACACCUGGAACCAAGUUGUGUACCAUUGAGGUUGGUGCUACAGCUGCUGCGGGAGCUGCACCUCCAAAGGCUGAGACACCCAAAGCCCCAGAGCCUGCAAAAGCAGCUCCUCCACCACCACCUCCAGCAGCUCCAGCUGCAGCUGCUCCUCCCAAACCAACUACUCCGACACCUCCACCUCCUCCUGCCGCAUCAGCACCGCCUCCACCACAAGCUCCAAAAGCAUCUAUGCCUGUAGCAGCCAUAAAACAUGCGCAGUCUCUUGAAGGCGCCAAAGUUCAACUGCCGCCACAAGAUUACUCACGUGAAAUUAUUGGAACUAGAACAGAACAGAGAGUAAAGAUGAACAGAAUGCGAAUCCGUAUAGCUGAACGUCUAAAGGAUGCUCAAAACACGAAUGCAAUGCUGACGACAUUCAACGAAAUCGACAUGAGUGCACUUAUUGAUUUUCGCAAAACGAAUCAAGAGGCUUUCAAUAAAAAGUAUGGACUUAAACUAGGUUUUAUGAGCCCGUUUAUCGCAGCUUCUGCUUAUGCUUUGAAAGAUCAACCUGUUGUUAAUGCUGUCAUUGAUGGUGGCGAUAUAGUGUAUAGAGAUUAUGUUGAUAUCAGUGUGGCAGUUGCCACGCCGAAAGGUUUAGUUGUUCCAGUACUGAGAAGUAUAGAAAAUAAGAACUUUGCUGAAAUAGAAAUAGCACUUGCUGCUAUUAGUGAUAAAGCGAGAAAAGGAAAAAUUUCCAUCGAAGAUAUGGAUGGUGGCACUUUUACUAUUAGCAAUGGUGGUGUGUUUGGAUCACUCAUGGGAACACCCAUCAUUAAUCCGCCUCAAAGCGCUAUUUUGGGAAUGCAUGGAGUCUUUGAUAGACCUAUUGCAGUCAAAGGACAGGUCGUUAUUCGUCCCAUGAUGUACGUUGCUCUUACUUAUGAUCAUCGAUUAAUUGAUGGACGUGAGGCUGUUAUGUUCCUAAGAAAAAUAAAAGACGCCGUGGAAGAUCCUAGAAUAAUAUUAGCUGGUCUAUAAAAAAUAGUUACUUCCAAAAAAUUAUUCUUUCAAUUGCUUUGUGCACCUCUACUUACUCGAGAGUUACGUAUCUGUACAGUGUCAUAUCGUAAUUUAUUUCUUAAAUGAAUGCAAAAGUUUCAUCUUUGAAACUUGGACAUUUGUAAUUAUUUUAAACCCUCCAGCUGUGAUUCAGUGAAAGUAAAGAUGAGCUAAUUGUUGCAUCCAUCAAAAAUAUGUGAAUCACUUGUUGGACUGCAACAUUUUAGUUAUUUGUUAAUAAUAUUUUUUCUCUUCUCACAAUGAUAUUCUUGGACAAAAUUUUAUUCCAACCGUCUAUCAUUAAGUAAAUUAUUGUUUUAAUUUGGAAUUGAAGAAUAGAGAAAUUGUAUUAUUAGUUUCAACAGUAAAUCAACAUUGUAAUCAUUGUCAUAAAACGCUGUUCAAAUGAACUUUUUUUUGUGAAUUAUUGUCUCACGUUUUAUUGUUUCCUGAAAUUUUAAAACUUUCUUAAUUUAUGUUAGAAUAAAAUUACUAACACACAUACAUUACGUUGAUAAAAAAAAAUGUAAAUAGUGAAUUUCCGUUGACUCUUCUCACGUUAAUAAAUUUACAUUUUAACAUAACGAUUUGUGAUUAUUAUUUAUUCGUAAUGUAAUUUUCACUAUCGAUAGACUCAAAUCCAGAUCGAAAAUAAGUAACGAGUGCAAUAUAUGUGACUGCCAAGUAACAGUAUGCAAUUCAUUGUAACUUUUAGAAGUAUCAAUUACGUAUUUAAAAAUCAAUAGACGGAAGUGCUGAAACAAUGACCAGAUGUUACAAUUUUGUAUUUCGAUUGUGUUAUACAUUGUUGUACUCGAAAAAAAAUCAAUUAAUAAAAAAUUAUUUCAAAUCAAA
Molecule: messenger RNA, 2436 nt
Organism: Copidosoma floridanum
Lineage: Eukaryota; Metazoa; Arthropoda; Insecta; Hymenoptera; Encyrtidae
Product: dihydrolipoyllysine-residue succinyltransferase component of 2-oxoglutarate dehydrogenase complex, mitochondrial
Biological process (GO): tricarboxylic acid cycle
Cellular component (GO): oxoglutarate dehydrogenase complex; mitochondrion
Molecular function (GO): dihydrolipoyllysine-residue succinyltransferase activity
Source: RefSeq, a predicted model, not a curated record